Aspergillus japonicus CBS 114.51 is the source of this 1986-nucleotide messenger RNA. RefSeq lists its product as uncharacterized. NCBI's taxonomy places the organism in Eukaryota, Fungi, Ascomycota, Eurotiomycetes, Eurotiales, Aspergillaceae. Bases 1 to 1986 code for a protein of 661 amino acids. The record is from RefSeq and is a predicted model, not a curated record. The transcript has 2 exons.
AUGAGACUCCGCGAGACCAUCCGCCUGCCCAAUCGCCUCAACGAAGAGGCGCACACUUACACGACCCCAAGAAGAGCGCCACGUCGAGCCAUCAGUUCCUAUCAGUGUAGGGCCGAUACUUUUAAUCCCAAACUCCCCCCUGCGGCUUUUCCCACGUUGGAUCGACCGCGCCCCCCGCAGCUUCGCCCCGAUAAACUGAAUCACGAGGUCGAAGACCAUGACCGUCGCAAGCGCUCCUACGAAUGCAUGAUCAAUGAUGAUGAUGAUGUCGAUGACCCUGUCUUAGAGACGGGUGCGGCAACCCGUGAUGAAUGCGAGGAGAUACCCGUCGAGCAGUUUGACAACUCGAUUGCGAGCAAUGGCGAGCUCAACCUGAUUUACGUCAAGAACAUGGCCAUCAUGGCAGGGGCAGAGCCGGAGAGUGCGACGUUCGAGAAAAGUAUGGAGGAUAGUGACACGGACGGGGAGGAUGAAGAGCUUGUCAUAGAACCACUUACGGCUUCCCAAUGGCGCGAUCUAUUACCGCAAAUGCAGGUUGAAGUCUUCGAGAAUGUGGAGGAAAGCCAUAGUCGACCCGCCAGGAUCUUGCUUGGGAUCUCGGAAGAGGAGAUGAAGGAGCUAGAGCGCAAUCGAGGACUUCGCGCAAAGCAGCUGGAGAAGGAAGACCGGCUCCUGGAGGCGAUGCGUGCGAAGCAGCUCAGAGCGAUUCUUCGGACCAACAAUGUCACCCCGCGAGCCAGUCAGGUUCAGCCGAAACUGGCAUGUCAGAUGGUGCUGCGCCGGUAUCUUCGCAAGAUUAAGGGGGCUGUCGCACCGGAUUUCCUGAUCUGUCCGGCCGAUGAGGUACUCCGCGCUCGACGGUUUCUGCUGAAAUGUGGAUUGGACGGAAGACUUGCAGGCGAUUGGACGGGUUAUAUGACAGGAUUGCAGGUUUCGGUUGAUGAUCUGCGUCGUGGGUUGGAAAAGAGCACUGUCCCUGAGCUUCGUGCUUCUGAUUCAUCUGGCAUGAGCUCUGCGGGUGAUGCUGCAAUUGAUAACAGAACGUUGCGAGUGACCGAUAGAACAUCGGCUCAGGUAUCCUUGAUCAACUGCAUUGGUACAAAGAGCCCAUCUAUGCUGAAGGAUAUCUUGUCAUGCCAGGGUCAUGUCAAUGAUCCUCCGAGAUGGCUGCUUCUCUGUCAUCGGGACACAAGCAAGAACUUUCACCAUCCCAAUUGGGACAAUCAUGUCGAAACUCGCCUUAUCAGUGAGGAAAAGUUGGCUCAGAGAACACAUCCCGAGUUGCAGUACAUACAACCAAAGAAUACCUUCAAGGACUUUCCUCCACUAAGUUGGAUUUUCUUCGAGCAUUGUGGUCCGAUACUUGUCACACGAAAAGGCGACACUACUACAACGUCCGGUGCGAACGAGCACCACAAGAGACAUGCCGACGCCUUGACUGGAACAUCCCAGAGAGCAGCUAGUGGGACCAUGUCAAUUGGCUCGGGCCAGUCCGGUGGGAUGAAACGUAUGACAGUCUCCAUGCGUAUCAGAAACCAGAUCAACGGAAUGGUGGUGGAAGCACACAAGAGAAUGUCAGAAGGAGCGGCCAGGGAAGCCCAGCAAGAUGAACCAUCCAAAUCCCGCAAAUUGCUACCUGAAGAGAUAUGGACCCCUCCUACAAGUCCUUCUCAAGUGCUUUGCACGACAGAUCUUAUGUCGCUACAAGAUGGUGACAAUGAUGCCUUCGCUGAAAGCGUGGAACUUCCGAGAAUUGAGGAUACGCAGGCGGAAUUGUCUGAGAGCGUAGAGGAUGAAAUGCUCAGUCAAGAUACAGAGGCGUCAUCACAUACCACCUGCGAGCUAGGCUCCGGAUUAGAGGCAAAGGAGCAAUCGAACAGCGCCAAGCCGGACGUUGAUACAAGGUCUGAAAGCGAAUCCGUCGAAAGUGAUGCAGAUGAAUAUGAUACUGCGGACGAAAUGAUCCUUGUGCAGGUACCAACCUAA